Molecule: messenger RNA, 2697 nt
Organism: Neocloeon triangulifer
Lineage: Eukaryota; Metazoa; Arthropoda; Insecta; Ephemeroptera; Baetidae
Product: paraplegin-like
Exons: 12
Coding region: 303-2651 (782 amino acids)
Biological process (GO): protein-containing complex assembly; mitochondrial protein processing
Cellular component (GO): m-AAA complex; membrane
Molecular function (GO): ATP hydrolysis activity; ATP binding; zinc ion binding
Source: RefSeq, a predicted model, not a curated record
AUCACCUUUUAUGUAGCCUAGCAAGUCCAUUCUCCUCACGGCGCUCCUCCAUUCCCCCACCCCCUCCCCCUCUUUAAAACAGCUGUUGUAGAAAAAGGCAACAAAAACCAAUGCGAGGCUGCAAUGCAAAACAUGCUGAGUUCCUGAUUAUUUACUUCUCACGCAGUUUGUUGUGUAACGUGAAUUUUGGAUGAUGUUACGUAAACGUUUGGGACAAAUUAAAUGAAUUGUUCGUGAGAUGCUUCACAACCAGCUCAACUUCUUCUCCACUUUCCUGACUUUCGAAGCCCAAAUAUAAGGAGAUGGUUGAAAGAAUUGCCAACAUGUUGUUCAAGUCGGUUUUGAGGUCUCCGGCUCGGACGUUUUCCAGUCUGACCUCAUCUUCUGCGAAUUUGGUUGGACCAGGUAUACUGCCCAGGACAGUCCCUUUGCUGCCGACAGAGCAUUUCAAAUUCAUCAGUCCCAUCAGCCACACAAAAUUACGGAAGCUGAAACGAGAGUACAAAGCUGUUUGCUCCUUGUUGGCCAGAUCAGGGUUUAAAGUAAACUCCAGAAAUUUCCAUUCGACCGUUUGGUUUGCCCAGAACAAUAAAAGCCCUGGCAAUCCUUCUCCGAAUCAGCAACCUCCUGACAACGACAAGAAACCGAACAGAGAGGACGAUGAGGAAACCAAAAUUUCUUCUCUUCUGGCCAAAGCUUUUCUAUGGAUGCUGACAGCCUAUCUGCUCAUUGGUGUUGUUUCACUCCUCUUUCCGAGCAGCAACCAACCAGAGGUCACGAGGUACGUUUCCUGGAACGAAUUUGUGCACCACAUGCUGGCCAAGGGAGAAGUGGAGGAAGUGAUUGUCCGUCCGGACAUGGACAUAGUUACCAUCAUUUUGCACGAGGGUGCGAUCAUCAAAGGCCGAAGGAUUGACCACAAAACCUUCCACAUGAACAUAGUGGACACCAACAAAUUUGAAGAGAAAUUACGAGCCGCCGAACAGAGACUGGGAAUCAAUUCUGAGAACGGCGUUCCUGUGAUUUACGAGAGAAAUUCGGACACAGCCGGAAAGUUGCUGGCCUCAUUGAUAGUCGUAGCUCUGCUUCUCUCACUCCUCUCUCGCAGCAAAACUCUCAAAACUCCCACCAACAUGGACCCAUUUUCGCAAAUGAGUCGAGCCAAAUUCACGUUGGUCGAUCCGCUAACCAGUCCUGGGAAAGGAGUGCAUUUCUCGGACGUUGCUGGUCUCAAAGAGGCCAAGCAGGAGGUCAGUGAGUUUGUUGACUACCUCAAGAGGCCGGAAUACUACAAGAAACUUGGAGCCAAGGUUCCGAAAGGAGCUCUGCUGCUUGGACCUCCCGGCUGUGGCAAAACAAUGCUUGCCAAGGCUGUUGCGACUGAGUCCAAUGUUCCGUUCCUCUCUAUGAAUGGCUCCGAGUUCAUCGAAAUGAUUGGAGGUCUUGGUGCUGCCAGGGUCCGAGAUCUCUUCCGCGAGGCUAAAAAGCGCUCGCCAUGCAUCAUUUACAUCGACGAAAUCGACGCCAUUGGCAGAAAGAGAAGUUCAGGAACAGGCCAAUUUGACGGAGCUGUUGGAGAAGGAGAGCAAACCCUGAAUCAAUUGCUAGUCGAAAUGGAUGGCAUGGCCUCCAAGGAAGGGGUUCUUAUGCUGGCCUCGACCAAUAGAGCAGAUGUCUUGGACAAAGCGUUGCUGAGACCUGGAAGAUUUGACAGGCAUAUUUUAAUUGAUUUACCAACACUGGAGGAGCGCAGGGAAAUUUUUGAACAUCACCUCAAAGUUAUCAAAUUAGAAAAUACUCCCAGCUCUUAUUCCAGGCGAAUGGCAUUUUUAACCCCAGGAUUUAGCGGUGCUGAUAUUGCCAACGUUUGCAAUGAGGCGGCUUUGCAUGCUGCCCGGGACAAGCACAAAAUUGUUGCAGGCUCCGAUCUUGAGUACGCAGUUGAGAGGGUGGUCGGUGGCACCGAGAAAAGGUCCCAAACAAUGUCGCCCCAAGAAAAGAUGGUUGUCGCCUACCACGAAUCGGGCCACGCUCUGGUCGGUUGGAUGCUGCCAACAACGGAUGCCUUGCUGAAAGUUACCAUUGUUCCAAGAACAAACAUGGCCCUUGGUUUUGCCCAGUAUUCUCCUUCUGAUCAGAAAUUGCACACCAAAGAAGAGUUAUUUGAGAGAAUGUGCAUGGCUUUGGGCGGACGUGUUGCUGAGUCCCUCACCUUCAACCGAAUCACCACUGGUGCUCACAACGACUUGCAGAAAGUCACAAAAAUGGCUUAUGCACAGGUGAAGCAAUUUGGUAUGAGCCCGGAGGUAGGGUUGGUCUCAUUUCCGGAGGAGAACUCGAGAGAAAUGGGAAAGCGGCCGUACAGCAGACAACUUGCUGGCAUGAUGGAUCGAGUGGCCCAAGACUUGAUCGCCAGGGCCUACAAAGUGACUGAAAAGGUCCUGCAGGAAAACAAGGAAAAACUGGAAAAGAUUGCCGAAGAGUUAUUGAAACGAGAAGUGCUGAAUUACGACGACAUUGUGACUCUGAUUGGGCCUCCUCCUCACGGGAAAAAGAAGCUGAUCGCGCCUGCGGACUUUGAAGUGUCAGUCAGCGAAGACGCUGGCGUGGGCAACGACACUCCAGACGCAGCCGAACAAGAAAAAGAGUGAAUGGAUCUAAUAGUUUCCCAUGAUAAUAAAACUGAACAUGUUAGAA